Messenger RNA from Dioscorea cayenensis subsp. rotundata (Guinea yam), 1190 nucleotides. Its product is annotated as glycine-rich cell wall structural protein 1.8-like. Lineage: Eukaryota; Viridiplantae; Streptophyta; Magnoliopsida; Dioscoreales; Dioscoreaceae. Bases 78 to 1190 code for a protein of 370 amino acids. The transcript is spliced from 2 exons. The record is from RefSeq and is a predicted model, not a curated record.
UCCAUCCAUUCGACAACUCCACACCCUUGCGUCUACUUCUAUUGUUACUACUACUACUACGUACCACCGCAGCCACAAUGGCUAAGAACAAGAAGCUUUUGAUUCUUGGCUUCAUAGUUCUCCUAGCCAUAGGUCUGUCAUCUGCGGCGAGAACUUUGAGCGAGACGUCCAUUGGAGUUAAACAAAGUGGUGGUUGUUCCUGUGGAGGUGGUGUCGGUGGUUCUGGAGAAGGAGGAGGUGGUGGUGGUGGUUCCGGUGGAGGAGGUGGAGGUGGUUCUGGUGGAGGACAAGGUGGUGGAAGUGGGUUUGGUUCUGGUUCUGGUUCUGGUUCUGGUUCUGGUUCUGGCCAAGGUGGUGGAGGGGGACAAGGAGGAGGUGGCGGUGGUGGUUCCGGUGGAGGAGGUGGUGGUGGUUCUGGUGGAGGACAAGGUGGUGGAAUUGGGUUUGGUUCUGGUUCUGGUUCUGGCCAAGGUGGUGGAGCGGGACGAGGAGGAGGUGGCGGUGGUGGUUCCGGUGGCGGAGGUGGUAGUGGUUCUGGUGGAGGACAAGGUGGUGGAAGUGGGUCUGGUUCUGGUUCUGGUUCUGGCCAAGGUGGUGGAGGGGGACAAGGUGGAGGUGGUGGUGGUGGCUCUGGUGGCGGAGCUGGUGGUGGUUCCGGUGGAGGACAAGGUGGUGGAAGUGGGUUUGGGUCUGGUUCUGGUCAAGGUGGUGGAGGAGGACGAGGAGGAGGUGGCGGUGGUGGCUCCGGUGGAGGAAGUGGUGGUGGUGGUGGUUCUGGUGGAGGACAAGGUGGUGGAAGUGGAUCUGGGUCUGGGUCUGGUUCUGGUCAAGGUGGUGGAGGAGGACAAGGAAGAGGUGGUGGUGGUGGUUCCGGUGGAGGAAGUGGUGGUGGUGGUGGUUCUGGUGGAGGACAAGGUGGUGGAAAUGGAUCUGGAUCUGGGUCUGGGUCUGGGUCUGGUUCUGGUUCUGGUCAAGGUGGUGGAGGGGGACAAGGAGGAGGUGGUGGUGGUGGUUCUGGUGGAGGACAAGGUGGUGGAAGUGGAUCCGGGUCUGGUUCUGGUCAAGGUGGUGGAGGAGGACAAGGAGGUGGUGGUGGUGGUUCCGGUGGUGGAGGAGAUGGCGGUGGAAUUAGUGUUGGGCUUGUUUCGAGAUCCGGAUAUGGGAGUGGCGGUGGAGGUGGACAUCCUUAG